UUGCUUUGGAAAGAAGAAGGUUACCGUCAAAUGUUGUCUUUGCUACGUUUGUUGAAAUGAUAACAUACACACUUUGAUUUAACUCGUAUCGAAAAACGGAGUAUGAGUGAAUGUAAAAUAUGAACUCGUCAGGACAAAGGCAGACUUCACAACAGAUGGGUAAGCUGCGUCCUUCUGCAGCAGCAGUCAUCGUCAUCAUCAUCACCAGCACCAGCAGCACCGGAGCAACCACUGCUGGCACUCUCUUUAAAGAAACUCCACUGGACGACUGACUGUGUUUGAUCCCAGCAGAUUGUUUCUUGGCAAUCCAUGCCUUCGCUGAGCAAAAAACAGAAAGCAACAACAAAACUUCAUGCGGAUAAACCUUGAACGGAAAUCCGAAAAACCUAUUAUUAGGCAGUUUGUCUGUCUUCCUCUCCUUGUGGUGAACUCGUCCUAUAAUGGAGCUGUCUUGCGAGUCAGUGAGAUACACUGAAAACAGGAGACCAGCUAGUUGCAAGUUUGUUGAGCUCCAUGUCCUGUAUGUGCCAGAUGAUCAGUGGAAUGUGAAGCUCAACAAAGUCCCUGUAGAAGCCAUAGAGAACUUCGUAUCUGCAGGCUUCAUCAGGGUUUAUCCUGAUAUCACCCUGAAAUCUCUGAGGAGCGAGCUGGGAGCUCUUCUUGGCACUGAGAGGAGUAUAGACAAAUUCUCUUUCCUGAAAUGUGUUGGCCGCAGUUUGGCACUGGUCAAGAGCAGACAGGAGAGGGAUCUCAAAGUGAAAACAUUUGCUCCACCGUAUGCCCCACAGCCGGAGCUUUACCUGCUGCCCACAGAGGAGCUUGACAGCAGUGUUUGCUCCCAGUCUCUUAGCCCAGACACCAGCAUCAGCUCCCAAGACCACCACAUCUAUUACCACCCUCACAAGACCUGCAGUCUGCCAACAGGAACAAAAGAGCCCGUUAAAUUCCCCCUCAUUCCCAAGUGUUCCCAUCAGCCACCUCCCACCUCCAGCCUGGAAGAGGAGGAGGAAGAGGAAGGGGAGGAUGAUGAUGAGCAGAGCUACAGUUCUUCAGAGUCAGAAAGAGAUAAUGAGGAGGAGGGCCUUUCCUCAGACAAGUUAAGUUGGGCAGAGAAGGGUUGUUGCCAAACGAAGCCUCAGACUCACAGGGCACCAAAGUCUGUCUCAGAGAAUAAAGGUAAAAUUAAAGAUUCGGCUCCAGUGAAGGAGUCACAGGAGAAAGAUAACUGCACUAAGAAGAAGAUCCAGCACAUCAGACAGAACAGAACGGCCAGAGAUUCAGGAGUAGCUCCAUCUUUGGAUGACGGGGAUUCGGUCUUCUCCCUCACAGACGGGCUCAGGAAAUCAAAAGAUGCAUAUGGACUAAAGUCCAUCAUGACUCAAUCAGUAAGUAGAGUGACAGAAAGUCCAGCUGUGCUGUCUCGGCCAGUCCGCUGCACCUCCCCACCUCCAGAUCUGAACAUGGCCAAGGUCACUCAAAAGAAGUCUACCUCUCUCAUCUACCCAACAAAUAGGGAGGAACUGAUCGAUGAGAUCAAGCUGGUGAGGGAGGAGAGGAAGCAGCUGGAGUGGACCAGACAAGAGUUACUAAGAAAGGGGAAAGAUUUAUUGGCUCAAAAUAGACACCGCAGGAACCAAGCACGUGACAGUUGGAAGAAGAAAUAUUUUGAAACCAAGAAGGCUACGGCACCACUGGAGGAAAGUCUGAGAAACCUACGACAAGAGUUGGAGACAUUCUACAACAAACUGUUGCACCAGCUUCAGGCCAGAGACAGCAGAGCGAAGCCAAGACGACAAGGCAAACCGUCCAUAAGGAACGAGCUCAUCAUUCAGAUCAUGACAGAGAGUUAUGAGAUUGACAACUUGAAGAGGAAGGCAGAGGAUGCCAAGAUGAAGCUAGUGACAGAGAUCAAGUUGAGGAAACAGGCAGCCACAGAACUCAGGGCCUUGAAGGCUGAGCUGGCCCAGAAGAAGAGUCAAUCCUCUAAUCCUGCUCACACUGCCUGUCUGAGCUUAGGAGGCACUAGACAGGACAGACAACAAGUUCAGAACACCUCCAUUUAAUGAAACAUAUACAGAAUAGUGGACAUGACAGUCCAGCCCCACUUAUGCUCGGACAGAUGGAUGUUGUUUGAUGUAUAUAUCUUAUUUUGGUGUUGAUUUUAAACAUUUUAUUUUAUUUGCACCUGAGUGUGACAUUGUGUGCUAGCUUUUGCUGCAGUGUAUUAAACUUCAUGUGCUGUUUGA
Notolabrus celidotus (New Zealand spotty) is the source of this 2246-nucleotide messenger RNA. RefSeq names its product spermatogenesis associated 1 (gene spata1). The record is from RefSeq and is a predicted model, not a curated record. The coding region runs from base 441 to 2063 and encodes 540 amino acids. The transcript has 12 exons. Lineage: Eukaryota; Metazoa; Chordata; Actinopteri; Labriformes; Labridae.